Peromyscus californicus insignis is the source of this 9680-nucleotide messenger RNA. RefSeq names its product collagen type VI alpha 6 chain (gene Col6a6). Gene Ontology annotation, molecular function: extracellular matrix structural constituent conferring tensile strength. NCBI's taxonomy places the organism in Eukaryota, Metazoa, Chordata, Mammalia, Rodentia, Cricetidae. Gene Ontology annotation, biological process: extracellular matrix organization. The transcript is spliced from 36 exons. The record is from RefSeq and is a predicted model, not a curated record. The coding region runs from base 1 to 6789 and encodes 2262 amino acids.
AUGCUGCUGAUUUUGUUGCUGACAGUGAUUUGUUUCCGUGUUUGUGUGAACCAAGAUGAUUCUGGCCCCAAGUAUGCAGAUGUGGUGUUUCUGGUGGACAGCUCUGAUCACCUAGGGAUGAAGUCCUUUCCUCUUGUGAGAACUUUCCUCAACAAGCUGAUCAGCAGCCUCCCCAUAGAGGCUGACAAGUACCGUGUGGCCCUGGCCCAGUACAGCGAUGCUCUCCACAACGAGUUCCAGCUGGGCACCUUCAAGAACAGGAACCCCAUGCUGAACCACCUGAAGAAGAACUUCGGGUUCAUUGGUGGGUCCCUGAAGAUAGGGAACGCCCUGCGAGAGGCUCACAGGACCUAUUUCUCUGCAUCCACAAAUGGAAGAGACAGGAAACAGUUCCCCCCAAUCCUGGUGGUGCUGGCUUCAGCCGAGUCUGAGGAUGAAGUGGAAGAGGCUUCGAAGGCCCUGCGGGAAGAUGGGGUGAAAGUCAUCUCAGUAGGGAUGCAGGAGGCUUCUGAGGAAAACCUGAAGGCCAUGGCCACAUCCCAGUUCCAUUUCAACCUCAGGACUGUCAGAGACCUCAGUUUGUUUGCCCCAAACAUGACACAGAUCAUCAAGGACGUGACUAAGUACAGGGAAGGAAUGGCUGAUGACAUUAUUGUAGAAGCUUGCCAAGGCCCUUCUGUAGCUGAUGUCGUAUUCCUGUUGGAUAUGGCCAUUAAUGGCAGCCAGGAGAACCUUGACCAUCUCAAAGCAUUCCUGGAAGAAAGUGUCUCUGCCCUCGACAUCAAGGAAAACUGUAUGAGGGUUGGUCUGGUGGCCUACAGCAACGAGACGAGAGUGAUCAGUUCCCUGAGCAUGGGUAUCAAUAAGACAGAGGUCCUGCAGCACAUACAGGACCUGUCUCCCCGUGUAGGGCAGGCCUACACCGGGGCUGCCCUCAGAAAGACCAGGAAGGAAGUCUUCAGUGCACAGAGGGGCAGCCGGAAGAACCAAGGGGUGCCUCAGAUUGCUGUACUGGUGACCCACAGAGCUUCAGAGGACAAUGUGACCAAGGCAGCUGUCAACCUCAGGCGUGAGGGAGUGACCAUCUUUACCAUGGGCAUCGAGGGGGCCAACCCAGACCAACUGGAGAAAAUUGCAUCCUACCCUGCAGAGCGGUUUGCCUCCAAACUGAGCGACUUCUCCGAGCUGGCCACCCACAAUCAGACAUUCCUGAAGAAGCUGCGGAAGCAAAUCACACACACCGUCUCUGUCUUCUCAGAACGGACCGAGACCCUCAAAUCUGCCUGUGUGGACACAGAGGAAGCUGAUAUCUAUCUGCUCAUUGAUGGUUCAGGGAACACCCAGCCCACAGACUUCCAUGAAAUGAAGACCUUCCUGUCAGAGGUGGUGGGCAUGUUCAACAUUGCUCCUCACAAAGUACGGGUCGGGGCCGUGCAGUACGCCGACACCUGGGACUUGGAAUUUGAGAUCAGUAAAUACACCAGCAAGCCUGACUUGGGAAAGGCCAUCGAGAACAUUAGGCAGUUGGGCGGGAACCCCAACACAGGUGCAGCCCUGAACUUCACCCUGAAGCUGUUGCAAAAAGCAAAGAAGCAGCGAGGAAACAAAGUGCCAUGUCACCUUGUCGUUCUGACCAACGGUAUGUCCCGGGACAGUGUCCUGGAGCCUGCGCACAGGCUGAGAGAGGAAAACAUCCGUGUUUACGCUAUCGGAGUCAAGGAAGCCAACCAAACCCAGCUUCGGGAGAUAGCGGGAGAGGAAAGGCGAGUUUACUACGUGCAUGAGUUCGAUGCCUUGAGGGACAUAAGGAACCAGGUGGUUCAAGAGAUCUGUGCUGAAGAAGCCUGCAGAGACAUGAAAGCGGACAUCAUGUUUCUGGUAGACAGUUCUGGCAGCAUAGGACCUGAAAACUUCAGUAAGAUGAAGAUGUUUAUGAAGAACCUAGUGAGCAAAUCCCAGAUUGGGCCAGACCGAGUCCAAAUUGGCGUGGUCCAGUUCAGCCAUGAGAACAAGGAGGAGUUUCAGCUCAACACAUUCAAGUCCCAAAGUGACAUUUCUGACGCCAUCGACCGAAUGACUCUCAUUGGAGAAACAACCUUGACAGGCAGUGCCCUGACCUUUGUGUCCCAGUACUUCAGUCCCAACAAGGGGGCCCGGCCCAAUGUCAGGAAGUUCCUCAUUCUCAUUACCGACGGUGAGGCUCAGGACAUAGUAAGGGACCCAGCAGUCGCACUUCGGAGAGAAGGUGUGAUCAUCUACUCUGUGGGAGUAUUUGGCUCCAAUGUCACCCAGCUCGAGGAGAUCAGUGGGAAACGAGAGAUGGUUUUCUAUGUUGAGAAUUUUGACAUUCUGCAGCAUAUUGAGGAUGCCCUCGUUCUGGGAAUAUGCAGUCCCCGUGAAGAAUGCAAGCGGAUUGAAGUUUUGGAUGUUGUGUUUGUCAUCGAUAGCUCUGGCAGCAUUGACUAUCAAGAAUAUAACAUCAUGAAGGACUUCAUGAUCGGCCUGGUGAAAAAAGCUGAUGUGGGCAAGAAUCAGGUCCGGUUCGGAGCUCUGAAAUAUGCUGAUGACCCGGAAGUGCUGUUUUAUCUGGAUGAACUUGGCACAAAGUGGGAGGUGAUUUCAGUGCUCCAGAAUGACCAGCCCAUGGGGGGUAACACUUACACUGCUGAGGCCCUUGCCUUCUCAGAUCACAUGUUCACCGAAGCCCGGGGCAGCCGUCUGCACAAGGGAGUCCCCCAAGUCCUCAUUGUGAUCACUGAUGGAGAGUCUCAUGAUGCAGAGAAGCUCAAUGCCACCGCCAAGGCCCUGAGGGACAAAGGCAUCCUCGUCCUGGCUGUGGGGAUUGCCGGUGCCAACAGCUGGGAGCUGUUAGCCAUGGCAGGGUCAAGUGACAAGUAUUACUUCGUAGAGACGUUUGGAGGCCUGAAGGGGAUAUUUUCUGACGUGUCAGCCAGUGUCUGUAACUCUUCAAAAGUUGAUUGUGAAAUUGAAAAGGUUGACCUUGUUUUCCUCAUGGAUGGUUCAAACAGCAUCCAUCCGAAUGACUUCCAGAAGAUGAAGGAGUUUCUGGCAUCAGUCGUUCAAGACUUUGAUGUCAGCCUCAACAGAGUGCGCAUAGGAGUGGCCCAGUUCAGCGACAGCUACAGAUCAGAGUUUCUGCUGGGGACGUUCACAGGGGAGAAGGAGAUAUCCACACAGAUUGAGAGCAUCCAGCAGAUAUUUGGGUACACCCACAUUGGGGAGGCACUCAGGAAGGUGAGGAACUACUUCCUGCCAGACACGGGCAGCAGGAUCAACGCAGGUACCCCUCAGGUGCUGCUGGUCCUCACAGAUGGCCAAUCCCAAGACGAGGUGGCUCAGGCCGCUGAGGAGCUGAGACACAAAGGUGUGGACAUCUACUCAGUGGGCAUUGGGGACGUGGAUGACCAGCAGCUGAUCCAGAUCACAGGGACAGCUGAGAAAAAACUCACGGUCCAUAACUUUGACGAGCUGAAAAAGGUGAAGAAAAGGAUCGUUCGUAACAUCUGUACCUCAGGCGGUGAGAGCAAUUGUUUUGUGGAUGUUGUGGUUGGAUUUGAUACCUCAAGUCAACAGAGGGGGCAGACUUUGCUCGAAGGUCAGCCUUGGAUAGAAACCUACCUCCAAGGCAUCUUACGUGCCAUCAGCUCGCUCAAUGGGGUAAGCUGUGAGGUGGGCACGGAGACCCAGGUGAGCAUAGCUUUUCAAGUGACAAAUGCUAUGGAAAGAUACCCUUCGAAGUUUGAGAUCUACAGUGAGAACAUACUGAGCAGCCUACAAGGUGUGACAGUGAAUGGCCCAUCUCGUCUCAACGCAAAUCUGCUGAAUUCACUGUGGGAUACAUUUCAGAAUAAGUCCGCUGCGCGAGGGAAGGUAGUCCUUCUAUUUUCAGAUGGAUUGGAUGAUGACAUUGAAAAACUUGAACAGAAAUCUGAUGAACUCAGAAAGGAAGGCCUGAAUGCCCUCAUAACUAUUGCUGUGGAUGGAGCUGCCGACACCAGCAACCUGGCUGACCUUCUCUACAUUGAAUUUGGGAAAGGAUUUGAGUACAGAACACAGUUCACAAUUGGUAUGAGGAACCUUGGGAGUCAGCUGUCAAAGCAACUAAUCAACGUUGCAGAAAGAACCUGCUGCUGUUUGCUGUGCAGGUGCACAGGAGGGGACGGCGCCAUGGGGGAUCCAGGCUCAGCAGGGAAAAAGGGACCCCCGGGUUUUAAAGGCAGUGACGGCUACCUGGGAGAAGAGGGCAUUGCUGGAGAAAGAGGAGCCUCUGGACCAAUGGGAGAGCAAGGUAGUAAGGGAUGCUUCGGCACCAAAGGGCCUAAGGGAACCAGAGGACUCAGUGGAGAAGAGGGAGAAGUUGGGGAACAUGGGAUUGAUGGAUUAAAUGGAGAACAGGGUGACAACGGGAUUCCUGGAAGAAGAGGAGAAAAAGGGGAUGAGGGGUCUCAGGGAAGCCCAGGCACGAGAGGGGCUUCUGGUGACCGUGGAGCAAAGGGUCUACGAGGAGAUCCAGGAAUUCCUGGACUUGACAGUAGCAUACAAGGACCCAAGGGCUUGAAAGGAGACCAUGGAAGACAAGGCAGAAGAGGCUGGCCAGGCUCUCCCGGGACACCAGGCUCAAGGAGGAGGAUGGUAGUUCAUGGCCGAAGGGGACAUACAGGCCCACAGGGAAAUCCAGGCAUCCCAGGCUCAGAUGGACUUGAAGGUUCACCAGGACUUAAGGGCCCUCAGGGCCCAAGAGGAGAGCCUGGUGAGAAAGGAGAAAAGGGAGUUCUGGGAAUGAAAGGUCCUCAGGGGCCUCCAGGACCCGGAGGACAAGCGGGGAAUCAAGGCCAUUUGGGAAGCCAAGGAAAUAAAGGAGAACCUGGAGACCUAGGGGGAAAGGGAGCUGCUGGCUUUCCAGGUCCUCGGGGCCUGCAGGGUGACGACGGCAGCCCGGGAUACGGCAGCCUUGGCCGCAAAGGAUCAAAGGGACAAGAAGGAUUCCCUGGAGAAAGUGGACCAAAGGGUGAAACUGGGGAUCCUGGGGAUCCAGGAGAGGCUGGCCCCAAGGGAGCCAGAGGCAAAACGGUAUCUGCUGGGCUUCCAGGAGAGCCAGGAUCCUCUGGGGAGCCGGGACCCCCUGGACGGAAGGGCAUGAAAGGGGCCCGAGGACUGGCUUCAUUUUCCACAUGUGACCUCAUUCAGUAUGUGCGGGAUCACAGCCCUGGCAGACAUGAAAUAUCUGAGUGCCCAGUGCAUCCAACUGAGCUGGUGUUUGUCCUGGACCAGUCCCGGGAUGUCACAGAGCAGGACUUCGAGCGGAUGAAGGGGAUGAUGGCUUCCCUGGUUAGGGAUGUCAAGGUCAGGGAGACCAGCUGCCCCGUGGGUGCCCGUGUUGCCAUCCUAUCCCAUAACUCCCACACCAGGCACCUCAUCCGCUUCUCAGACACCUACAGGAAGGAUCAGCUGCUGAGGGAAAUCGAAGCUCUUCCUUAUGAGAGAUCCUCCGACAGCAGGGACAUUGGCAAAGCCAUGAGGUUUGUCUCUAGGAACGUCUUCAAGCGAACCCUUCCAGGGGCUCAUGUGAGGAAAAUUGCCACGUUCUUCAGCAGUGGUCAGUCGGCUGAUAUCCAGUCCAUCACCACGGCUGCCAUGGAGUUCAGUGCCCUGGACAUUGUGCCAGUGGUGAUCGCAUUCAGCAACGUGCCGUCCAUCAAGCGUGCCUUUUCGAUUGAUGACACUGGCACAUUCCAAGUCAUUGUGGUUCCCUCAGGGACGGAGUUCGCGCCAACAUUAGAGAGACUGCAGCGGUGCACUUUCUGCUAUGACAUAUGCAAGCCGGAUGCUUCUUGUGACCAAGCCAAACCACCCCCGAUACAGUCCUAUCUGGAUGCUGCCUUCCUGCUGGAUGGCUCCCGGCAUGUGGAGAGUGCAGAAUUUGAAGACAUGAGAGACUUCCUGGAGGCACUGCUAGAUCACUUCGAAGUCACUCCAGAGCCAGAGACAUCUGUGACUGGAGACAGGGUGGCCCUACUGAGCCAUGCUCCCCCCACCUUCCUACCCAACACCCAGAGGAGUCCCGUUAGAACUGAGUUCAACCUCACCACCUACAGCAGUAAGCGCCUCAUGAAGAGGCAUGUGGAGCAAGCAGUUCAGCAGCUGAAUGGGGACACUUUCCUUGGCCAUGCCCUCAGGUGGGCUCUGGACAAUGUCUUUUUAAACACACCCAAUCUGAGGAGAAACAAAGUCAUAUUUGUGAUAUCUGCUGGGGAGACCAGCCACUUGGAUGAAGAGACCUUAAAGAAAGAGUCCCUGCGAGCCAAAUGUCAGGGCUAUGCCCUCUUCGUGUUUUCCUUGGGCCCUGACUGGAAUGACAAGGAACUGGAAGACCUGGCCAGCCACCCUGUCGACCAGCACUUGAUCCAGCUUGGCCGGAUUCAUAAACCUGACCAUGGAUAUGGUGUGAAAUUUGUGAAGUCCUUCAUAAACUCCGUUAGGCGUGGGAUGAACAAGUACCCACCAGUCAACCUCAAAGCCAAGUGCAACAGACUCAGCCCUACCGAUCCGAAGCCACCCCCACGCCAGUUUCGAAGCUUUGUCCCGGGACCACAGAAAGCUAUCCUCAAAGACCACAGGCCAGAGGCAGCAAAGCUCUUUGAAGAUAAAAAGCGCCUUUCAAGCACAUGGAGAGGGGGCAGAGAUGCUAUUUCAAGGCUUUCCAGAAACCCAUUCCAUACCUUUAAACACGGGAAAGUGAUAAAAGCUGCAUCCGCACAUGGCAAAUGAAGCGAUCCAACAAUUUAGGGAUUAGCCAUGGUCUGACUCUGAACUUAGAACCAAAUCCACUCCUGAACUCCGAGCUGCUUAGCCGGGUUGCACACCAGCAUCUGGAUGGCUGCUCUGAAGGGCAGAACAAGCCUGUGGCUGUAGAUGAUCAGGUACCUCGACCCCCUACACUCACGGUGUUAAGGUCUAUCUUGUAGGUUUACUUGAUGACUCCGGAAAGACAAUUCCAGCACUCUGAGAAUGAUAUUUAGCAACUAUUACCAUUAGGAGAUGGAAGAAUGAAAGAUGUGUUUUGAAAAGUUGAAUGGAGACCUAAUUUUGAAGUUGAUUUCUUUAUAGUGUAUGCACAUGGCUACAGGCCAAUGUAAACUCUUCAUUUCAAGCCUCUGUUACUUUCCAAGCCGCCAUUUUAAUGUUCAUCUGUUUAAUCAAACAUCUUUAACACUGUGGAGUUCUCAAACAGUUACCCUAGAAAUUGAUGCUGUUUGCAUGUCAUGGUUUUGGAACUCUGACCUUCCCGACUUCCACUUUAGUACGGCACUGUCUUGGUAGACUGGCUGGCCUGGGGCAGCCUUGUGCCUGAAGGUUGUCUCUGGCCUUCUAAAGUUGUCUGUGUGGUCUGGUAAGAAGCAGAGUGACUCUCUCCAGCUCUCACUCUUCCUAAACUCACUGAGAAACUCACCAAUUCUCCAGGAACCCGAGUCACACUUCUGGGCCUAAUGUUCUAUAGAGAACUUCUGCCAAGCUGUCUCAGUGGAUCUCUGCUUUUUUUUCCCUUGCUAUGGUCAUUUAUUAAUUUGUACUAAUCCAAUUUGUUCCUUAGACAAGAAGAGUGACAACAUACAAUGUCGGAACUUGGGCUCCGAGUUCCUUUACCCCACUGAGCAGCACCAAGCCAGGCUGGCAGAGCUCAGAAUGAAGCUUAAAUGGCAUUGAGCUUGUGGGGAGAACGGGGGUGUAAGAAAAUCCUUGAAAUUUUGGUUUAUCAAAUGCCAGAGACUAGAGUAAGUCAGCAGGAAGUCUUAGAGUCCAGUCUCUCAAGCAUUCCAUCAUGCUUUGUCUCCUCAUCCCCAUCCGUGUCUUUAUUCUUAGGAGGAGGGUAUUUUCAACAACUAAACAUCAGAGCGGCACUGUGUUGAGGCCUACUAGUCAGACCUUACCUCGGGUCACAGCCACCUCUCCAGUUAGCAGUGAUGCUCGCUGUCAGGCGAAUGUCCGUCUUCAGAAAGGAGGAUGUGAUUGGAUGUGUGGGAAGGAGCUACUACAGCAGAGGCCCGUAGAGUGGUCAGAUUUUCUUUUCUGUACUUCUGUUCGGGAAAUCUGGAGGACGAGCCAUGUGCAGUAUUUUUUCUUUGAAACCCUUUGUACCACCAUUCCUGGGGCAACUGCAUGGAGACAGCUCCCAGAGCCUUCUGAGGAGCAAGAAGCCCAGGAGUAACUGUCAGUUUGUACUCAGGUGCACAUCAGCUUCACGUAUCCUAAGGUGCUUAGAGGCUCAGGAAAACUGUAUGUUUCAUCACAGGAAAUUGCUGAGCAAUAUUUAAGAGGUAUCUUAAAAGCAGGGGCUUUUCUGAUUAACUUUAGUUGAACACAGAUACUUUACUUAUUGUUGGAGAUACUUUGAAAAUGUAUUUUCUUCUGUGUUGGUAAGUAUAGUACAUUUUUAAAAACUGCUUGGUGAUUAAAAUUAUUUUAUCAUCUUGGGUUGUAUAUUUAAUCCUUCACAGACUAAGGGUCUGAAGAAAGCAGCCAAUAAUUCAUUUUUUGAAAAGUCAGUCCCUGGCAUUAGGGUGGGUCAGCAGUUAAGAUCUGCUCCUACGGAGAGCUGGAGUUUAGUUCCCAACACUCCAACCGGGUGGCUCACGGCUGCCUGCAACUCCAGGGGAUCAAAUGCCCUCUUCUGGACUCCCAGGGCACCACACAUACACAUUUGUGUUUGUGCAGACAAACACAAAUUAAAAAAUUUAAAACCCCAAAUUCCUAGAUUUAUGACUUCUGUCUCCAAAAAGUAGAAAUUGGAAAAAACUAAGCUGACUCUAAAUUUAGUAAGGCUGUGUUUAAGUCAAGAAACACAAUAAGCAUGUGUACAUCUUGGCUUAAAAAUAAUUUUAACUGACUGCAAUGGAUCUGCCUCCCAUUAUCUCUAAACUAAGCUGUCAGACUGUAAUAGUACCAGUUCAGGAAAAUAAACUUCUUUCAGAGAGGGUCAUCUGUGGGAUGGGUAAGUAAAUGGAGAACGAGGCCAGGUCUGUUAAGCAUUCCUUUAUCCAGCAGCUCAUGCCUGAGGUCCAUUCUCCAUUGGACACUUACACACCAAACAACUCCCCGAGCCCCUAUGACUCUGAAUGGUGGCGGCACACAAGAUGUACAACUGGGCAACGGGCAUACCAAGCUUCCAAAGUCUACAACUCCAGGCAGAGCCAACGCUGCCAGCUUUGACCCGAAUGACUGGUAUUUUCUCACACUUCUGCAGUCUAAGCCCUCCAGAAACUGGGUUGAAUCCUGGACUGACAUGGAAAGUGUCAGGAACCAACUGGGGUACAUAACAAGAGGGUUAUGAAAACUAUGCAGUGUGUUUGUCUACUCAGCUGUGUUUAGCCUCAAGUAACUAAUUUCAAAUUAGCAUAUUUGAAACACCAUAAACCCUUUCUAAUCGAAGAGAGUAAAAUGUGAAGAGAAUUGGGUCUGCAUAGAAAUCUGUCAGCUUCCAAAGUUUUACCUGGAACAUUCUCUUCUUUUUCAGAUUUAGUAAGUAAUUCUCAUUAGAAAAUGCAAGCUGAAGGGGAUUUUUGGUAGAGCCUGUAACAGUGAUGGCCAGGCAGGGCCUCACUGCUCUCAAGCUGAUACACAGGAACUCAACUGUAGUGGACCGCAGCCUGAGUUGUCUGCAA